Molecule: messenger RNA, 2316 nt
Organism: Astrephomene gubernaculifera
Lineage: Eukaryota; Viridiplantae; Chlorophyta; Chlorophyceae; Chlamydomonadales; Astrephomenaceae
Source: the annotation of a GenBank genome assembly
AGAGGAAAGCUGCAAAGGUAGAACAUUAGAGUAUACGCGUUGUCAUAUUAGCGUCGCCAUUUCCGUUGCUUGCAUGGCGCUUUGCAUGUGACCUUUGCCUCUGUUGACUUAGCGAGUAUGCACAGAUUUGCUAUGAAGGGACAAUCUAUAGCUGCAAUCAUACAGCGUCAUGGGCGGCAAUGCCUCUCUUUAUCGCGCUCGCGCUCAUUAGCUAUAAAAGCGCAGGCGACACAGCCCUGCUUGGUGCUUAGUAACGAUGAUGGUGUUGAAAGCGUUGCUCUUCAGUCUCUGGCAAGCAGGCUACGCCAGGAUACAGGGCACAGAGUCGUGGUUGUUGCGCCGGCGCGCAACAAGAGCGCAGCGAGCAUGGGCCUAACGCUGCGUCAGGACAUGGAGUUGCGAGUGCGGUCCGACCUGGGGCCCGACACGUACGCGCUGACAGGCACCCCCACCGACUGCAUGAUGGUGGCACUGGACGCCACCCGGGGGCUCCUGCGCGCGCUGGAGCUGCACCCCCUGCUGGCGCUGUCGGGACCCAACUACGGACCCAACAUGGGGACCGAUGUGCUGCUCAGCGGUACGGUUGGCGCUGCUCGCACGGCGGGCCUGUACGGCGUGCCCGCCCUCGCCUCCAGCAGCACCAGCAUGGACAAGGAUUCGGCUCUGGAUAAUGCGGUGGAGGCGACCGCGAAGCUCACCACCCUAGCCCUGGCGGCGCUAGGCGGCCAGCCGGCUCGUAACUGGCCGCGCACUCACAUCCCCGGCGGCAUCGGCGCGGGCGGGCGGCGCCACUCGCUUUCGACGUGCGAGUACGAGUCGGCUCCGCAGCAGUGGGCCAUGGACGUGGAGGAGGUGCUGGUGGAGGCGUUUCGCGACGGCGACGUCUUCCUGAACCUCAACGUGCCCGCGGACUGGCAGCCGGGCCGGGGCAACGUGCAGACCACGGGCCUGGGUCUCAUGUUCUACCGCGACUCCUACGUGGUGCGAGUGCCCAACAAGCCUCCCGCAGCACUGGCAGCGGCCAGGGCCAGGGCGUCAGCAGCCACCGCGUCAGCUGUGGCGACGGCAACAACAGCAGCAGCGGCGGUGACUAGGGAGGAGCGGCAGUUCCUGUCGGUAACCGCAGCAGCCGGCGGCAGCGGUAACGGACACAGUUUGGGCUGCAGCAGCAACGGCGGCGGUGCGAGCUGCAGCGGCAGCAUCAGCCGGGGCGACGGCUGCUGCGCGGAGCCUGAUCAGGAGUCCUCCGCGGUGGUGGAGGACAUUGCGGAGGCGCUGGCUGCGGGACAGCCCAUCCUGUACAACAACGCGUACGACACGCGGCGCAUCCUGCCCGUGGACCGCAGCGACGUGAUGGCGCUGCAGCGGGGGGACCUCUCCAUCUCCACACUGCAGACGUGGCCCGAGGGCCACACGCUGUGCCUCAGCGACCGCGUGAUGUCCCGGGCGCUGCUCAGCGGACACGACGGCAUGCCGGCCUGGCUGCAUGGCCGCGGCUGAGGGGGGAAUAUCGGGCACCGAGCUACAAAAACGUGAUAGAGCCGAGUGUGUCGCAGCGUCUGUCAGGGAUUGCCCCAAGGCAGCACUGCACCCCCUUUGCUUGGAGUGCAGGCCAGGCCUCAGCCUGGUUUCUGGUCGAGGCUGCUGAGGGAUUCAUGUGCGUGCAGCGCGACGUGUCGUAGUCGAGCGAUUGGGUUACAGAAAGGUAACAUGCAAGCGUGCUGCGAGCUGGUGACUGAGCACUGGAGAGGGCCUCCAUGUUUAGAGGUGUGGAUGGCGCGUGCCCCUCGUGAGCUUACCUAUAACGUGUACUGGCCUAUCGUGAUACGGUAUGAUGUUUUGGGCGUGCGGAUGUUGCCGCUGGGAUGAUGUUACGUGGUUUUGCAGUGAUACACUGUGAUACAAUGACCUAUUAUAGCAUGACACAACAGGAACCUCAUUAUGGGUGUUAUAGAAGCAGUCUGUGUGGCAGCUCAGUACCGAUUGCGGGUUAGGAGUGAUCUGGGUUGUGGCCUAAGUCGAGUUUUAUUCCAAACCAGCCGCAUAACGGCACUGAUCACAGCAGCGGGGCUGGCGGCCGAUGUGUCAAGAGUGCAGCACACAACGGUGGCGGUUGGAGGAUGGUUGCUUUGUGAGGCUUCUACUCGUGCAGGGGUCUUCCAACAUUGUGGCCCCAUCUGAUGCAAUUGCACCCCGGUGUAUCUUUGCCCUAACCAACUGAUCACGAUUGCGAGCGGGCUGUGGCCGCUGGAGCGAUAUGGGUUUCCGUACGUAGCCUGCUGCAACGAAGUGAGUGCUGACUCUCCUCCUUUCCCC